This is a messenger RNA of Exophiala mesophila, 1351 nucleotides long. RefSeq lists its product as uncharacterized. Bases 75 to 848 code for a protein of 257 amino acids. The transcript has 4 exons. NCBI's taxonomy places the organism in Eukaryota, Fungi, Ascomycota, Eurotiomycetes, Chaetothyriales, Herpotrichiellaceae. Gene Ontology annotation, cellular component: nucleus. Gene Ontology annotation, molecular function: zinc ion binding; transcription cis-regulatory region binding; DNA-binding transcription factor activity, RNA polymerase II-specific. The record is from RefSeq and is a predicted model, not a curated record. Gene Ontology annotation, biological process: positive regulation of transcription by RNA polymerase II.
GGGAGAGUUUCCAAAAGUCCUUUCUCGGCCAACCUGCUUUACAACAACGCCAUCAACAAUUGCCCGCGAUCGUCAUGACGGCGCCAAAAGUAUCCUCAUCGACACCUCGGCGGCCGGCCUCUUCGACACCAGUCAAGAGAAGUCGGACGGGAUGUUUGACCUGCAGGCAGAGAAAGUUGAAAUGUGACGAGCAAAGACCACAAUGUGGGCAAUGUCAGAAAUCACACCGCGAAUGUGUCCAGUCUGAAGGCAUCGCAUGGAGACACAAUCAAAACGCCGGCCGCGUAGGGGGUGAUGAAAAGAGCUUGGGCAGUUUUUUCAAAUACACAAACUUCUUCACCGAUGAACAACGACGGAUGUUUGUGCCUGUACCAUCGCAGCUUACCUUUGUCUAUGUUGACCCUACCACCGAAGAGGUGGGUAGUCCUCCGCCAGGAACCCCCAGCACAUCUGAAGCACAGCAAGUGGCCGCGCACUCUCUGGAAGCCCUGUCAACUGCCGCGGCAGUAGGCAAUACCAAUACGACAAAUUAUCCCGCGCAAUACUACACCAAUCCCCAAACCUCUUCAUAUCCAGAGUACAGUUUUGUGCGCCUGGGUGACUCUGCUGGUGAUUCACAAGGCCUCGGAAGCCUCACGGAGCUCAUUCCACCUCGCUCUCCUCCCAAUCAGGUCGCCAACUCUCUCAUCGACCCAUCUCUUGAGGAAUCGGUUUCCCAUCCUCCGAAUGAUGGCUCAAUUGGCAACACAGAUGGGGCACAGGAUCUGAAGAGUGAAGAUGUCGAAGCUAGUCAGGAAGAUGAUUCUCAUGUCGCGCUGGCGUUGCAGAAGUUCAAUGCUAGCACAUGAUGAAUGCCGCAUGUUGCUAAUCAACACACGGUGCCCCGCGCUCAUGGCUUGAGAUAGAAUCUCAUUCUCAUCACGCGGUUGGUGCCCUCCCACACAUGGCUUCAAAAGAUGAUUGACAAUGUUGAUCUCACCUUGCAUACUCUGAGUGACACAUUUGUUCAACAUGCAUACUUUCGGGGAAACAGUUGUGCAUCAUGCAAACUCCCGGGAAAGCACCUGUCCAUCAUUAAUUCAGGAACAAAAAGGUCUUCAAGUCAUCAUGGGCGUCUUAAUCUGGCUGAAGGGGAAUCUGGAUGAUGACUCUGAUGCAGCCUCUGCAGCUACGGCAUGGUUUAGGGUUUUAUUGAUACUGGUCUUCAUAGCGAUUCGGAUACCAAGGAGAGACUUGCUAAGAAUAGGUCAUGGCGAUUGGGUGAGUUUGGCGCUUGGCUGGAAAAAUGUUUGGUCAAGGUUGGCCAUAGUCAUGAACCAGUCAAUUGCAAGUAAACCACUAAUGAAAUUAU